UUUCAAAAGAGCUGAGUAGUUUGGUACACCCCAGUUACAUUCGGGAAGCAGAAGCCACGCUGCUGUAGUAAUAUAGUAAGUCACUUCCGCCACUUUAUACGAUAGCACGGAAUAAUAUAGGUUUUUUUUAGUGAAAUAUUAGGACAAUUUCAGUAACUUUCAAAGCGCACAAUGGCUGAGAAGAUGGACCUGGAACAAGGGAGGGCAUCCAACGGCGAGCCGUUGGCGAACGGACUGACCAGCCCGAAGAGCAGCAGCCCAGAGUUGCUUUCACAGCGGGUGAAGAGGGUGGUGAUGGCUAACUUGUUGGUGAUUCUCACCGUGGCUGGGGUCAUCAUCGGUGUUUUUAUCGGGCUUGGUGUGCGAAACGUGGCGCUCACGAAGACCCAGAUCAUUUACAUCGGUUUUCCCGGCGAACUGCUUAUCCGGCUGCUGAAGAUGAUCAUCAUUCCUCUGGUGGUAUGCAGUCUAGUGUCCGGGGCGGCCAGUAUUGACCCUAAAGCCCUGGGAAAACUCGGCGGAUGGGCUAUGCUCUUCUUCUUAGUCACUACCUUAAUCGCGUCGUCCAUCGGGGUUGUGAUGGCUUUCAUCUUAAACCCGGGUUCGGUGCCUAUAUCCAAACCCGGUCUAUCUGACCAAGACGAUGUACCUGUCGCCAAAGAAGUGAUCGACUCCUUCUUGGAUUUGAUCAGAAACAUCUUUCCUUCCAACCUGGUGUCUGCCGCCUUUCAGUCGUAUGCAACCACCUACAAGUUGAUUCCCAGGAAUACAUCAGAUGGAAACACUUCUUUCUCAGAGAAGGUGCCUGUUGGAAUAGAACAGGACGGCAUGAAUAUUCUUGGUCUGGUAGUGUUUGCCAUUGUGUUUGGUAUAGCUUUAAGGAAGCUGGGAGAGGAAGGAGAGAUUCUCAUCAAGUUCUUCAACUCCUUCAAUGAGGCCACCAUGGUGCUGGUGUCUUGGAUCAUGUGGUAUGCCCCUCUUGGUAUCAUGUUCCUUGUAGCUGGCAAGAUUGUUGAGAUGGAGGAUGUUGGCGCACUGUUCGCCAGUCUGGGAAAAUAUAUAGCCUGCUGUAUCAUUGGACAUGCCAUCCAUGGCCUUCUUGUGCUGCCUGCCAUCUACUUCGUUAUCACAAGGAAGAAUCCAUACGUCUUCCUCUGGGGGAUAUUCACAGCUCUGGCAACAGCCUUCGGAACAAGCUCCAGCUCUGCCACUCUACCCCUGAUGAUGAAGUGUGUGGAGGAAAAUAACGGCGUAUCCAAGCACAUCAGCCGUUUUAUCCUGCCCAUUGGAGCGACGGUCAACAUGGACGGAGCUGCUCUCUUCCAGUGUGUGGCAGCUGUUUUCAUUGCUCAGCUGAACGACACUCACCUUAACUUCAUCCAAAUCAUUACCAUCCUUGUGACGGCUACAGCGUCCAGUGUCGGAGCUGCAGGUAUACCUGCUGGUGGUGUGUUGACCCUGGCCAUCAUCCUUGAGGCAGUGGGACUGCCCACCAGUGACAUCUCUCUCAUCCUGGCUGUUGACUGGCUUGUUGACCGUACCUGCACAGUGCUGAACGUGGAGGGUGAUGCCUUUGGAGCUGGCCUCUUGCAGUAUUUUGUAGACCGCACGGCCAAACGAGAGGAAGGAGCAGAGCUGACCGAUGUCAGGCUGGAGGAAGGCCUAUCAGUCCCUGCCCCUGAGCACUCGCCGCUCAUUGGAAAACGAGACGCCGCAGUUGUAUCCGAGUCCGUCAUGUAAUUCAGCUGCUGAGAUCAAUAAUGACUCUCAUUUAUGACACUCCUACAAGAUGAAACGUGAGCUAUAAACCCCCCCCCCCACCUUGAAGAUGAACAUGCACACUAUAAAAUGUUCUCUGUAUUUUUCUGGGAGCUCUAAAAUGUAGGGGGAAAUUGAAAAUCUUUUUUUUUUUUUGAGGCACAGUACUGCAUAUUAGUCUGGCUCCUGCAGUGACUCAAUUUGGUCCUCAUCAAUUUUAAAGUCUGAAUUUUAUAAUUUGGCCAAGUUGUGCAAGCCAGGUGUUCAUCAGUCACAACUAGAUUCCAUCCACUGCAGUGUCAAGAAUGGUAAUGUCAAAUCUAAUGUUACAAGCAGAAGAGAUGUUAGAUUUAUUCAUUCAUCAUUUAGAGAUAGACGUUACAAGGAUGUAUUUACCCGUUGGCUCACUUUUACUGAUUUGUACUUUAAACUUCUCACACAACUAGCAGAAGUAAACCACAGGUAUGUCCCACCUCAUAGUGGGAAAUGGGAACAUUUUCUGACUAUAAAAGUUGAUGAGAACUACCAUACAACUUGCUGCACCAAAUUUUGAAAGUAAUAGAAUCUAUUACUUUCAAAAUUUUAUUUUAUUUUAGUUGUUAUAUGAACAUACAUUGUUUGUGUGUAUAUAUAUAAUACAUGAUUAUGGACAUUUUCAAGCAGAUUUAAUCUAAUGUAUUUAAACUGUAGGUCUUUGUACAAGAUUUGUCAUAUUUAGUGUAUGAAACAUUAGUGUUCCAUGCAUGAAAAUGACCAUAAUGUUUGUAAAAUACACAAACAUUUAUUCUUUUCACAGUUGCUUUUAAAGGGGGUGGAAAGCCUUUAUUAGUCUGUCAUUGUGUCUAUGGUUACUCCAUGGUACCUUUUACGCAUGAUGCCUUUCUCAUGGUGAGAAAAAGCACUAAAGCUGUAAAACCUGUACUCAAGAUUAUAUGUAUUGUCCAAAGCACACCAAAUGAAAUGAGGUCGUCAAAACGUCCCAGCGAAUGAAGGACCUUUUUUCUCAAGGACUAAAAAUACAUUAACAUGCAUGGACACGGAUUCACCUCUAAACAUUUCUGCCUCUUCAGAUGGACCUUAAUGCAGUGGCAGGCAACAUAACCUCAGGUGUAACUAUGGCUUGAAGAUGGUCUUUAAAAUUCCAUGACCAAAAAUUACGCUGUCCCAGCAAACACGCAGGACACUGGAUGACAUUUCCAGGGAGGUGUGCUUUUUUGUUUUUUGUUUUGUUAAAAACUAAAAAGAAAAAAGAAAUGUAUAUCUAUAUCCCACAUUAAACUCAUGCUGCUGUU
Scatophagus argus is the source of this 3050-nucleotide messenger RNA. RefSeq names its product solute carrier family 1 member 5 (gene slc1a5). The coding region runs from base 172 to 1740 and encodes 522 amino acids. The record is from RefSeq and is a predicted model, not a curated record. Gene Ontology annotation, cellular component: plasma membrane. Gene Ontology annotation, biological process: L-aspartate import across plasma membrane. The transcript has 8 exons. Lineage: Eukaryota; Metazoa; Chordata; Actinopteri; Scatophagidae. Gene Ontology annotation, molecular function: symporter activity; neutral L-amino acid transmembrane transporter activity; L-aspartate transmembrane transporter activity.